CCAUCUGUUUGAGAAGUUGGAUAGGGUGGUUUUAGCACUUAGCAGAGAAAAGAAAUAGCAAGAGACUAUUGUGUUGCUGAAUUUAGUAGGGUCUCUUUGUACUAGGAAAAGAUGGGGCAGUGCGGAGUAGUGGUAGGAUAAAUGAAAUUUAGCUGCAGGCCAGGUGUCCCCCACAAAUCUAUUGCUGUAGUCUACCCUUCCCAAGCCAUAACUAGUGAAGUACCUUAUUGCUUCAAUUAUAAACUUAUUUUGAAAUCAUGGAAUCACAGAGUUGGAAGAAGAGUACAAGGGCCCUCUGGUCCAACUCCCUGAUAUGCAGGAAAAGUAUGAUCAAAGCACUCCCAACAGAUGGCCAUCCAAUCUCUGUUUAAAAGCCUCCAAGGAAGGAGCUUCCACUACACUCCCAAGGCAGUGAGUUCCACUGUUCAACAGCUUUUAUGGUCAGGAAGUACUUCCUAAUGUUCAGGUAGAUUUUUUUAUUCUUCCAUGUCCUGGUUUUCGAAGCAGCAGAAAACAACCUUACUUCCUCCUCAAUGUGACACCCUUUCAAACAUUUAGACAUGGCUAUCAAGUCCUCUCUCAGCCUUCUUUUCUCCAAGCUAAACAUAGCCAGUUCCCUCAGCCACGCCUCAUAGGGCUUAGUGUCCGAACCUUUGAUCUUCUUGAUAUGUAUGGUACACUCCUAUUCAUAUUUCCAUGUCCCCAGCACAGGGACUUGCUUCCUGGGAAUGUUUGCAAUCUUAGGUAACGGCAGAGUUGCAUGUUGAUUUAUAAUGACCCCAUUAAUGCUGGAUGUUUGUGUUGUGCUUGUAACAUUUCACACCAUAAGGAGAGGCAGGUAACAAACGUAUUAUCAUUAUUUCACUUAAAAAUAGCUCCUCUUUAUGCAUUGGUACCUAGGUAAAGGUAAAGGUUUUCCCCUGACAUUAAGUCUAGUCGUGUCUGGCUCUGGGGGUUGGUGCUCAUCUCCAUUUCUAAACUGAAGAGCCGGUGUCCAUAGGUCAUGUGGCCAGCAUGACUAUAUGGAGUGCUGUUACCUUCUUGCCAGAGAAGAUCUAUUCUAUUCACAUUUGUAUGUUUUCAAACUGCUAGGUUUGCAGAAGCCGGGGCUAACAGCGAGAGCAAAUCCCAUUACCUGGAUUCGAACCGUUGACCUUUUGGUCAGCAAGUUCUACAGCUCAGUGGUUUUACCCGCUGCACCACCGGGAUACCUAGGAUGUCUGUAAACUAUGUUGAAUAUACAAACAUACAUGAAAGUUACCAUUAACAGUAAAAAUAAAGCCAGGAGCAAGGCAAUUAUUUUAGUGCAUUUAAGAGCUCACUAAACCAAGACCUAAAUUUUCUAUCUCAAUUUUUACCUCUAUAGAGACUGUCAUAGUUGUUUGUGCUUUUGCUCACUGCUGCUUUAAGAAUCCCUUUUUCUCUACCCAAAGGCAAGAGGCAUCUCAUGUCUGUCAGUAAUGGAGAUCAGCCAUUGCUUCUUUACCCCAACAUACAUCAUGAGAUGUAACCUGAAACUCAGCCCAUGCACCAGCACUUCAUUUACAAUUCAAUCUGCAGACAUUGUAGUUGGUUGGUUUAAUUUGAAGACUCCAGUUUCUUGUUCCCAUACCCUGCUUUUAAUACAAUCUCCCUUGAUGCAAAGCUCUAGAGAAGAUGAAGUUAGUUAGGAUUUUGCUUCAUGUUAACAAAGGUAUUAUUCAAAAGCCGAUUUUUCAAAAACUAAAUGAACACGACGAUUAGUUGGUUGAUGGAGAUUCAACAAAAAUAAGCUAAAUGGAUCUUCCUGCAAAGAAAAUUAGAAAUCCCAGCCACAGAAAGUUGUAUCAUGGGACAAGCAUUAUUUGUCCCUAUCAAGAAACUGAACAGUUUUCUUCCUAUAUUGAUGUUGAAAUACAUCUGUUUGCUUGAAUACAAACAAAACAGUCAUAACAUUCCUGAUUCAGUAAGGGCAUAAUGUAAUAAAAUACUAGAGACUAAGACAAACUGAAAGAAGUGGCUAGAAAAUUAAUUUGGUGGCAACCCCUUGGGAACCAUGGAUUGCUGGAUUGAUUUAUCUUGGUUGUUAAUCGCUCCUAACAACACAAAAAUGGCCCUCACUUCAUGACCCACCUUUCCUAUAAUACUUCCAGAUCAAAUAAUUGUAUAAGCAGCCGAGCAAAAAUGGAUGCUUUCAGCUGAUAAAUAUUGACCCUUUGUCCCUGUAACCCAGACCAAUACAAGUAUUAAAAAAGUAACAGCACAAUUAUCACAAAAGGUCAGGCUUGUCUGUUAGUUCUUUGUCCAUAAUUUCCAUCAGCAGCUCAGAAUCUGAUCUGUCUUGCCAUAUGCUUCUGUUAUUUUGAGGUUGGAGCUAGUAGGAAAGUUCUACAAAUGUCCUAUGCUGGCAAAAGGUACAAACAUACCUCUAUAGCUGGAAAGGUUUUUACAUGCUAGUGUUGUGAUUGCACCGCAUUAUAAAUUGUAAAAUAUCAGAUGAACUCAGGGCAGCAGGAUGCAUUUUCAAAGAAGGAGAACAGAAUACAUAGUCACAUCCCGUUUGGACUACUGUAACGCUCUCUAUGUGAUGUGAUGCCUUUGAAGAUAAUUUAGAAGCUUCAGCUGCUUCAGAGAUUGGCAGCCAGGUUAUGAUGUGGAAGUAUCGGAAAAUAUAGAUUUUCACAUAUAUUGUAUGUAAUAAGCACACUGAAAUAUAGAAAAAUCAGACUCUAUCUGUACCAGGCACUGAGACGCAGGUACAAGGAAGGUGCAAGAGGUCUGUGUAAAUGCACAGGUGAAAGGGGGGUGAACUAACCUAAACAUUCCAGAGGAACAGCUUGGUAUGACCAUAGGCUUGAAAUAAAAAGUAAGUCUUUCUCUCUCUCUUUCUCUCAUGACAGGUGAGGGGCCCCUUGAUGGAUGGCUUCAGAAUGGGCUGCCUCUGCUUAUCUGGAACUGGCUGCAGGCUGGUUAGAGGGCUUAGAUAGGAAAAUGCUGAGACAUGCAUAUACAGUAGAGUCUCACUUAUCCAACACUUGUUUAUCCAACGUUCUGGAUUAUCCAACACAUUUUUGUAGUCAAUGUUUUCAAUACAUCGUGAUAUUUUGGUGCUAAAUUCGUAAAUACAGUAAUUACUAUAUAGCAUUACUGCAUAUUGAACUACUUUUUCUGUCAAAUUUGUUGUAUAACAUGCUUUGGUGCUUAAUUUGUAAAAUCAUAACCUAUUUUGAUGUUUAAUAGGCUUUUCCUUAAUCUCUCCUUAUUAUCCAGCAUAUUCGCUUCUCCAACAUUCUGCUGGCCCAUUUACGUUGGAUAAGCGAGACUCUACUGUAUAUUCCCCAUGUAUAUAGAAAAGGUAAAAUGAGCUAUUGAUGAUGCUAAAGUGACAUAGGGUCACAUGUAUGUAGGAGCAUGUUUCUUUGUUUGCCUGUAUUUGAAGAUGUAUAAAAGGGAAAGUCAAUGCCUUUGUCCUCACUCUGGUUUGCUUUUGGAGGAAAUUCCAUGCCAGGGUUUAAGCUGAAAAUAAAACCGUACUUUUCUGCUUCAACAAAGGAUCACUCUUGGUGUUAUCUCUCCUAUCAGCCCCAACAGUUACUAUGUAAUAAUAAUAAUAAUAAUAAUAAUAAUAAUAAUAAUAAUAAUAAUAAUAAUAAUAAUAAUAAUAAUAUAUUUCUAAAUAGCCCUCUCUCCCCAGAGGGACUCAGGGCAGUUAACAUACAUAUAAAUGGCAAACAUUCAAUGCCACAAGUACACUUAAUAUCAAAAGUAUAAAAUGAUGAUAACAUAUUAUAAUAAAAAUUCCAAAUUAGAAAAAACAAUAAAUUUAAACAUGACACUCAGUAAAAACAUUAUUGCACGGGGCCCUGUACAGGGAGAGAACCACUCCCAUGUUAUGGCAGCUCCACUGGCUGCUAGUCCGCUUUCAGGCUAAAUACAAAAUGCUUGCCGUUAACCAAUAAAGCCCUAAACAGUUCGGGUCCAGGCUAUUUGUCAAAUCGCAUCUCCCUAGACAGACCAUCUUGCGCCGAUUUUACUGAAGGAUGUCACAUUCAGCGUAUUGUCCCCAUGAAUCCUCUGUCAUGCUACUUUUUCAGAUGCUUACAGACACCCUAGUCUCUUCUUCCUUCCCACUUUCUGUCUUUUUCCUCAUCUUACUUCUGUUGUUGCAAACCGAGUUUAAAGUGCAAAGGCAGUAAAAGCUCAGUUAAUAGGGUGGGAAGGAGAAGAGAAGGAAAAAAGGAAUAAGGGAGAAGAGAAAGAGAAAAAUGAGAAAAGAGAAGACAAGAGAAAGAGAAGAGGAAAAUGUAAAGAAAAGAGAAUAUUUUUUAUCGUGUCAGAAGUGAACUGAGAAUAUACUGCAAGCCCCAUCUACAAUGUUAUCUAAUGCAAUAGAAAUGAAUUACAUUAAAGGAGUCAAAACUGACCAUAUAAUGCAGUUUCAAACUGCAUUAUAUGGCAGUGUAGAUGGGACCAUUGUUAAGCUCCCCAGUGUCCAAUGCAUCUGAACUCUUUCACUUGCUGCGGCUGCCCAGUCAAGUUUAGAGAAGUGUGAGUUGGGAGAUGCCUACUUACUUACUUAGAUGAUCCCUCGUUGUCCGAGUAUGAUGGCCUUCCAAGUGUAGUGUCUUGGCGGUGGAUACGAAGGUGACUGUAGAGUCCUAUUCUUGACCCGCUAGUUCUUCCACAGUGAGGGCAUCAGUUUCCAGGUGGAAGGUGGUCCUGGUCAGGGUUGGCUUUGUUACAAUAAAAAUACUAUUUUAAAUCUCUCAUGAACAUUAUGUGAGUUGAUGCAACUGAUCACAUUGUACAUAUGUUGUUCUGGAUUUAAGAAGAAUAAACUACUUGUUCUUUAUUGUUCACCUGCGUGGCACAUAUCUUCUUUAUCUGGCAAGGCAGUUCAUGGACUGCACAUUUUCAUUUUUCAUUACAUCACAGGCUUAACAUGCCUUCCUCUUGGCACAUUUCUCCUUUCCACCCUCCAUUCGUGCCUCUUCCAAUUCCACAGCACUGCUGGUCACAGCUGACCUCCAGUUAGAGCGCUCAAGGGCCAGGGCUUCCCAGUUCUCGGUGUCUAUGCCACAGUUUUUAAGUUGGGAGGUGCAUUGCAGCUAGGUCACAGUAGCUACCUCUCACACGCGGGAUCUUAACCUGUUCAUUUCUUUGAUUUACAUCCCAUCUUUCUUCUAGUCUGGGAACCAAAGCAUCUUAGAGUAGACAUCAAAACAAAGUAGCUAAAAUCAUAUGGGGCAUAAUCGUUUUUACAAGCAUUAAAAAGCAAUCCCAUUAUAAAUAAUUAAAAAUAUUGAGCGCAUUACAUAUUUUUUUUAAAAAAACAGCACAUCAGUUGAACACCCUUCUACUCCAACCAAUUUAAAGAUCGAAGGCCUCUUUCAAUAAUAUUGUAUUAAAUAACAAUUAGAUUGUGAGCCUGCAGGCAGAGAACUAAGGUUCUCUAAGGACUUUUAACUUGUAAAGCACCAUAUACAAUAAUGGUGUUAUAUACUGUAUAUACUCGAGUAUAAGCCGACCCGAAUAUAAGCCAAGGCACCUAAUUUUACCACAAAAAACUGGGAUAACUUAUUGACUCGAGUAUAAGCCAAGGGUGGGAAAUGUAGCAGCUAUGGGUAAAUUUCAAAAUAAAAAUAGAUACCAAUAAAAUUUCAUUAAUCAGGGCAUCAGUACGUUAAAUGUUUUUGAAUUUUACCGUAUUUCAAAGAAAAAUAAACUAGCUCUAUAAGUGGAAAAGUAGGGGCAACAAAAACAAUAUGGUAUCAAUAAUAAUCUAAUAAUAAUAGUAGUAGUAGUAGUAGUAGUAGUAGUAGUAAUAAUAAUAAUAAUAGUGUGGUUUUCUGGCAUUGUAUAUUUCUGCCGCUUCUGUGACUGUUCAUUUGGGUUUUGAUGAUUCCGUAGCCCACUUGUCGAUGGAUGUCCAGAAUCAGCAGCAUCCACCGCGGUCCUUUUUAUCCUGGGUGACGACCGAGCCAGUAUAGACUUCGUUUUGGUUUGAUUCUCCAUAAUGCUAAUGGGUUAGGUGCUCUUGGUUCCAUUCCUCAGCUGAGGCCUCUCUGGCUUGGUUGGACCAUUGGGUAUAUUAAGGUAAAGGUAAAGGUUUUCCCCUGAUGCUAAGUCCAGUCGUGUCCGACUUUGGGGGUUGGUGCUCAUCUCCAUUUCUAAGCCGAAGAGCCGGCGUUGUCCAUAGACACCUCCAAGGUCAUGUGGCCGGCAUGACUGCAUGGAACGCCGUUACCUUCCCACUAGAGCAGUACCUAUUGAUCUACUCAUGUUUGCAUGUUUUCAAACUGCUAGGUUGGCAGAAGCUGGAGCUAACAGCGGGCACUCACUCUGCUCCCCGGGUUUGAACCUGGGACCUUUCGGUCUGCAAGUUCAGCAGCUCAGCGCUUUAACACACUGAGCCACUGGAGGCUCCCUAGGUAUAUUACAAUAGUGCAAAUAGGAUGCAAUCAAAGCAUGUGUUACGGUGUCCAAUUUUGCUCCUAUUUGCCCCUCUGUCUUUCCAUCAUUAUAGCGCUUAAUGGCGAUGGACAGUGACAGGGGAUAUUACAGUAGAGUCUCACUUAUCCAACAUAAACAGGCCAGCAGAACGUUGGAUAAGCGAAAAUGUUGGAUAAUAAGGAGGGAUUAAGGAAAAGCCUAUUUAAUGUCAAAUUAAUGAUUUUGCAAAUUGAGCACCAAAACAUUAUGUUUUACAACUUGUUUGGGAGCAUGGCUGCACUUGUGUUGUUGUUGGGCAUGUUGGCCCGCUGCACGUUGCUGCCUAGAGAAACAGGUGUGGAUCUCGGCAGGAGGCAGACUGCGUUGGAUAACACAGAACAUCAGAUGAGCGAAGGUUGGAUAAGUGAGAUUCUACUGUAGAAGGAUCUCAUUGGGAAACUUUUCUCAGACGGCCUCUACAAAAUUUCCUCUCAAAAUAAAUGCUUGGUAGGAUUUUUUCCCAACUAAUACUUCAUAUUCAGGAAGGAAGGCAGCAAGAGCACAGCACAGAGGGAUGAAUCUGUGUUACCUUUCCAUCCAACAAGAUACUCUAUCAUUGCUGUAGUCCUAGCAAAAAAGAAAACCCAUAAAAAUCAGUUUCAUUACACUCUCUAUUACAUUCUUGAAACUGAUGCAUGAUUUAAAAAAAACCCCUUUACGUCAUUAGAAUAUGUUUCUAAGGAAUGCACAAUAUCACUUGGAUUGUGAAGCACUUCGUUUACAAAGCAAACAAUCCCAUCUACUAUAUAGAUAGAGCUUUCUGCACCAGCUUUACCAACUUGCACGGAAAAUACUAGGUAAGAAACCUUUCCAGAUUCAUUUCUGCUUAUUUCCCUACUCCCAAUCUUUCUUAGCUUUGCUUCUCCGCUUAACUUAAUAAGCAGAUACUUGCUGGAGUUUGCAGCUUUGUGAGACUGAAUUGAAUUCAGGAGCAACUCAGAAACAAAUGAUUUAACAGAAUGUUUCUCAGCUGAUUGUGCACAGAAGCCAUCUAGGUGUGUGUCUACACUGUGGAAUUAAUGCCAUUUGAUAUCACUUGAACUGUCUUGACUCAAUGCUGUAGAAUCCUGGAAGUUGUAGUUUUACAAGGUAUUUAGCCUUCUCUGGAGCCCCCGGUGGCAUUGUGGGUUAAACCACUGAGCUACUGAACUUGCUGACUGAAAGGUCAGCAGUUUGAUCCAGGGAGUGGGGUGAGCUCCCGCUAUUAGCCCCAGCUUCUGCCAAUGUAGCAGUUUGAAAACAUGGAAAUGUGAGUAGAUCAAUAGGUACCACUCCAGUGGGAAGGUAAUGACGCUCCAUGCAGUCAUGCUGGCCACAUGACCUUGGAGGCAUCUACAGACAACGCUUGCUCUUUGGCUUAGAAAUGGAGAUGAGCACCAACUCCCAGUCGGACACGAGUAGAUUUAGUAUCAGGGGAAAACCUACCCUCAACAAACUACAACUCUCAAGAUUUCAUAGCAUUGAGCCAGGACAGUUAAGGUGGCAUUAAAUCUACAGUGUAUAUGAAGUCUAAGUGAGAUGGAAGCUUUCUUAAUAAUUACUGUGAAUGUUCUCUCUCCAAGCUCCAUGUUCCCCUCCAAGUAUAAUGUGCAUUUUGUAUUAGCUUUGUACACUUGACCCUCAAUAGUAUUAAUAGGAUUAUUCUGAUUCUUCUUAACAAGACAAGCAUGAUUUUUGUGUCCUGAUAAAUAUGAUGUAUCAACUCACUAUGACGAACAUAAUGGUAUGAUAAUAGAAUGCCUAUGUAUUCAUUUCACUGUUAAACCCAGUUAGACAAAAUAAUUAGUACAAGAUACAAAAUAUUAAAAGACUUUAUAAAACACUGUGGUUUUAAUGUGUGCUAUAUUAUGUGUGUUACAGGCUAAUAAUCUUAUCUCUGAGGCAUCUUUAGAAGUUAAUGAUGUUUAUCCGAAGCAUAAUCGUAGGAACACUCCUUGUCUGUUCACUUUGGAUAGAGACCACUGUUGCAGGUUCCAGCUUUUUGAGUCCAGAACAACCAAAGAUGCAGCAGCGAAAAGUCUCCCAGAAAUCUGUAACAAAAUUCCAUCGUCGAGAUGCAGAAGUGGCUUUGGACGUCCAUGGAAAUGAGGUUAAGGAAAAUAGGAAUGAAAUGGAAAUAAAGUUUACCGUUCCCUUUGAAAUUGGCAUGAAAAUCUCUGAAGCUCAGUACAAAGACUGUGAGCAAAUGCUGGAGAAAUUUUUGGAAGACAUACUGGCUGAGGACAAUAAAGCUGCCUUGCUGGAAGACUACAACAGGUUCCACAAUGAAGACCCAUUUGGUGAGCAAACUCUCCAGACAGCGCAGAGCAUUCUGUCAUCCAUCUCUGAAGCCAAGAAAGAACAGUGGAUAAAGCUGAUAACAGAAGUCGACAUGGGCAGCAGUCAGAAGGCAUGGAGGCUGUGA
Molecule: messenger RNA, 8875 nt
Organism: Anolis carolinensis (green anole)
Lineage: Eukaryota; Metazoa; Chordata; Lepidosauria; Squamata; Anolidae
Gene: ghrl
Product: ghrelin and obestatin prepropeptide
Exons: 4
Coding region: 8369-8875 (168 amino acids)
Biological process (GO): positive regulation of growth hormone secretion; gastric acid secretion; regulation of response to food
Cellular component (GO): extracellular region
Molecular function (GO): growth hormone-releasing hormone activity; ghrelin receptor binding
Source: RefSeq, a predicted model, not a curated record